Molecule: messenger RNA, 2473 nt
Organism: Suncus etruscus (white-toothed pygmy shrew)
Lineage: Eukaryota; Metazoa; Chordata; Mammalia; Eulipotyphla; Soricidae
Gene: WDCP
Product: WD repeat and coiled coil containing
Exons: 3
Coding region: 23-2083 (686 amino acids)
Molecular function (GO): kinase binding
Source: RefSeq, a predicted model, not a curated record
CAGGACAUCUUUAUCAAGAAGCAUGGAGUUGGGGAAAGGAAAGCUGCUCAGGACAGGACUAAAUGCCUUAUAUCAAGCCGUCCACCCCAUCCACGGCCUUGCCUGGACUGAUGGGAAACAGGUGAUGCUGACUGACGUACAGCUUCACGGUGGAGAGGUCAAGCUUGGGAACUCAAAGGCUGUGGGACAGUUUGAGCAUGUGGCGGGAGUGUCCUGGGCUCCUGGGACCAACGCCAACACCUCCACCCUGCUCUCUGUCCAGCACGAGAAGCAUGUGAGUGUGUGGCAGCUGAGCUCCAAGUCUGCGGAGAAAAGCAAGUGGCUGAUGUCCCAGGCGUGCGAGAUCAGAGCCGCGCUCCCCAUCCUCCCGCAGGGCUGUGUGUGGCACCCCCACAGUGCCAUCCUGACCGUGUUGACAGCGCAGGACAUCUCCGUCUUCCAUAACGUUCACCGUGACAGUUCCUGCAUUAAAGCGGAUAUCAGCACCCCGGGCCUCAUUCACUGUGCGUGCUGGACCCAGGACGGGCAGAGGCUGGUGGUGGCAGUAGGCAGUGGUCUGCACUCCUACAUCUGGGACGGCGCUCAGAAGACUCUCCUUGCGUGCUCCUUCUGUCCCAUGUUUGAUGUGGACAGCGCCGUGUGCUGCAUUAGGGCCACUGUGGACUCACAGGUCGUAUUAGCCACCGAGCUCCCACUUUGCAAGCUUUGUGGCUUACGUGCAUCUGAGUCCUUAGACAUACGACCUAGCUCUGAAGACACUUACCUCUCCACACUGUCAGAUCCUGAAGGGACGCCUUCUACAGAGAGGGAGACACCUGCCUGUGGAACAGAGUCUGAAACCUACCUUUCUCCUGCGUCUUCCUUCUCAGAUCCUGUGGAUCUAACUCAUAUACACGCCAAAAAGUCUAGGUCUGAGGCCAGUUCUCUUAUUUUUCUGAGAGAAAAUGAUGGCUUGAUGGGAACAGGCCUAGAUUCUUCACAUUUGGUCCUUGUGACCUUUGAGAAGGAUGCUACUAGAGCCAGGAAAGCUACUGUCCCGGGCAUUCUGGUGCCCGAUCUAAUUGCGUUUAAUCCCAAGGCACAGCUAGUGGCGGUGGCUUCCAAUACUUACAACCUAAUUUUGAUCUAUUCUGUCAUUCCAUCUUUUAUGCCAAAUAUCCAGAAAAUUCAGUUAGAGAGUAGCGAAAAACCCAAAGGCAUAUGUUUCUUGACAGAGAAGUGGUUAUUAAUUUUGGUAGGGAAGCAAAAUGCCACUGAUGCAACUUUUCUUCCUUCCUCAAAGUCUGAACAGUAUGUCUUUCAUUUGAUGGUUCAAGAAGUGAAGUUGGAAGAAUUUUCGGCUGCACUGAGUGGAAGCCAGAAUCCUGCCAGUAUGCUUUUAAAGACAGCAGAUGGAGAGCAGCAAAACCUUCCUCCAGAUUUUCGUCACCAAAAUAGAGCACUCUUACUAACAGCUGAUCAAAGUGGAAAGCUUGGAAAUACCCUCAUUAAAGAAAUCAAAAGCCCCCCAGCUGGCAUCUGUGAUGACUCCACAGUCCUAGAAAUGCGGGAUGCUCAGCCCGAUUACCAGCCAGUAAUACUCCCCCGGUCCACCAGCACCCCGGCCCGAAUCAGCCCUCUGGAACCACCCAAUCUGCCUCAAAUAAAGACUGUACAAAGGGUGAAGGAAAGUUCCCAGCUCUCUAACGAACUGGACUUGCUCUCAAGGAAGCUGACUGAGGUACAGCAGUGCCUUUCUGAGCUCACAGGAUUCCUGCACAGUGGAAAGCAGGCAUCUCCCGUGUAUCCUCACUUUCAAGAUCUGCCCUAUGUCCACAUCACUUACCAGAAACCGUAUAAUGUAGGUUCUGUUCCCGAAAAGAGGACCGUGCUUCUCUGCAAUGGCAAGUUACGGCUCAGCACAGUCCAGCAAACUUUUGGCCUCUCCCUGAUAGAAAUGCUGCACGACUCCCACUGGAUCCUGCUGUUUGCCGACACCGAAGGCUUCAUUCCAGUAACUUUCACAGCCACGCAGGAAAUAAUCAUAAGGGACGGCAGCCUCCAGGUCAAGAGCAUUCCAGGACACUUGGUCUUGGAGUCAUAAACCUGGUCAUUUCCCAGAAGUUUUCAGAGACUUUUGUGCCCAAAGAAAAGUUGGAUACCACAAGGGUUUCCAACUCAUUAUUGCGGGUGUUUAUUUGUAGGGCACUCGGAGUCUAGCUUUUCAGGCGAAAUCACUUCCAACAAGAGCCUCAUUUCACUGAAGAUUCUCCACAACUCUGAUUUGCACUCAGGCAGAGUACUAGCCAGGAUCACCAUGGCCAUUUCCUCCAGUCCAGACUCUCGCUCAGCCUUUGCUAAAUGACUCAGAGUGGCAGUUUAUGUACUCAUGAUGUGGUUUGGUCUCAGGGCAGCACUCCUAAAGCAAACGAAUAUGGUACCAUAUUGGCCUUGUUUUAUAUUAUUUUGGUCUAAAUAAAACUAUUAAAGCUGU